Messenger RNA from Hibiscus syriacus, 2766 nucleotides. Its product is annotated as phosphatidylinositol 4-kinase gamma 5-like. NCBI's taxonomy places the organism in Eukaryota, Viridiplantae, Streptophyta, Magnoliopsida, Malvales, Malvaceae. The coding region runs from base 499 to 2427 and encodes 642 amino acids. The record is from RefSeq and is a predicted model, not a curated record. The transcript has 2 exons.
AGCUGAAAGAGAAAUAGAGAAAAAAGAAAACAAAGAGAGAGAAAGAAAAGGAAGCUUUAGACAACCGAGUCAACUCGGACGAUUCCUUGCCUCCUUUUACACUUUCCCGCUGAUUCGUUCUCUUUGCCCAACUCAUUUGUUUUUCUUUUUUCAUCGAAUUCAAAGUUCAAUCGACAUUUCCUUUUUCUUUCAGAUUUCGGAAAUCGGUUGGUUUGGAUUUUUCAAUCUGUUUAUGGAUGCUAGAGAUGGCGCAAUAAGUGUAGUGUAGGGAUUAGAUCUUCAUUUCGGUCUGCCAAUUCUGUUGACUUGGUGCUUUUUCUUAGUUGUUUGGGUUGGGAUUUUUGGUUUUAUUGAUUGAUGGUUGUUGGUAAAUUGGAGUUGUUUCUGGUCCAUUUCUGAUUGGCUUUGGAGUUUGGGUCUUCUCGAAGGAGAAGAAGCUCCCAUCUAUUGUCAACUCUGCCUCCAGAUACCUGGAAAGCUGUGACCGAUUUCUCGUGAAUGUCUUGUAAGUUGGACAGUCCUGUUCAAACUCAAAUGGCAGUGGCAGUGUUUAACAGUCCUCUCCUAGGGGAAUAUCCUAGGGACAAUAUGAUAGAAGGGAAACAACCUACUAGGCGGAGACGGGUUUUCGUUCAAACUGAGACUGGCUGUGUCUUGGGCAUGGAGUUAGAUCGCAGUGAUAAUGCUCAUACGGUUAAGCGAAGGUUGCAGGUUGCCCUCAAUUUUCCUACAGAGCAAAGCUCGCUGACUUUUGGGGAUGUGGAAUUGAAGAACGAUCUUAGUUCUGUUCGAAAUGAUUCUCCACUUCUUCUGACACGAAACUCUUUCCAUAGAAGCUCCUCAACACCGUGUCUUUCGCCUACGGGAAGGGAUCUUCAGCAGAGAGAUGGAAGUGGUCCUAUUGAAAUGCUGGGGCAUUCCGAUAGCUUUAAUGUUUUAAAAGUUGUGGUGAAGGACAUUGUUAAGGCAAUUAAGAUGGGUGUUGAUCCACUUCCUGUCCAUAGUGGUCUGGGAGGUGCCUACUACUUUAGGAAUCCUAGAGGUGAGAGUGUCGCAAUUGUGAAGCCAACAGAUGAAGAACCUUUUGCACCAAACAAUCCAAAAGGCUUUGUUGGGAAAGCCCUUGGACAACCAGGUUUGAAACGUUCGGUUCGGGUAGGUGAGACAGGUUUCAGAGAAGUUGUGGCUUACCUUUUGGACUAUGAUCAUUUUGCAAAUGUGCCACCGACAGCACUGGUAAAGAUUACUCACUCAGUCUUCAAUGUCAAUGACGGUGUGAAUGGAAUUAAGCCUCUCAAGAAGAAUCUGGUUAGCAAGAUUGCAUCUUUCCAACGGUUUAUUUCGCAUGAUUUUGAUGCUAGUGAUCAUGGAACCUCAAGCUUUCCCGUUUCUGCCGUGCAUCGUAUAGGGAUUCUUGAUAUACGAAUAUUCAACACAGACAGGCAUGCAGGAAACCUUUUAGUACGGAAGCUUGAUGGAAUUGGGAGGUUUGGUCAGGUAGAACUCAUUCCUAUUGAUCAUGGCCUUUGCCUGCCAGAAUCUUUGGAGGAUCCAUACUUUGAGUGGAUUCAUUGGCCUCAGGCUUCAAAGCCUUUCUCUGAGGAUGAACUUGAGUAUAUAGAGAAGCUUAAUCCUUUUAAAGAUUGUGAGAUGCUGAGAACAGAACUUCCCAUGAUACGGGAAGCUUGCCUACGAGUUCUUGUACUCUGCACAAUUUUCCUCAAGGAAGCUGCAACAUUUGGUCUCUGUCUUGCUGAAAUUGGUGAGAUGAUGAGUAGAGAAUUUCGGGCUGGAGAGGAGGAACCUAGUGAGCUAGAGGUUGCUUGUCUUGAGGCAAGGAGGCUGAUAGCAGAGAGGGAGCUAUCAUCUCCUAAGUCCGAUGAAGGUGAUGCAGAGUUCCUGUUUGAUAUUGACUCCGAGGAACCAGAAACUGAUUUCACCCCUAAUAUGGCUAAUGAUGAUUUUAUGACAAGAACAUCAGUCCAAUUUGGAAAUGGGUUUGUGAAUAACCAUCGAUUUCCACUUUCGAAGCUGGAGGAAUGCUUUGAGGAAUAUGAUGAAAGUGAAGGAGAAACCGAGCGGGAUGGUUUUUCUCCUUUCAUAGCUCUUGAAAGGAUCCCAUCCGUUUCAAAAAUUUCAAUGUCACUCAAAGAUACCUGCUUAGGUGACAAGAGCCAGAAAUAUUCCAAAUUUUCUGGAACAAAACAAGAAAGCAGCUAUCUUACUUGUUCAUCCGGGAAUAGGAGUGCAAAUGAGCAACUUCCUGCAAGUGUGAGCUUUGUGAAGCUGGCUGACAUGAAUGAAGAGGAAUGGGCCUUCUUCCUGGAGAAGUUCCAGGAGUUGCUCCACCCAGCAUUCAACAAACGAAGAUCCGUUACCGUGGGUCAGAAGCAGAUACAGAGGCUCGGUACAUCGUGCCAGUUUUGAAGUUGAGGUGGUAGUAUAUCGAUCUGAGUUGAGUUGACGGAAGAAGAAAUAAGCCAUUGUAGGUUUGUUGGGUCUUGAGAUAAGAGAGUAUUAUUAGGAUAGAUUCAGUAUCCUUGGGAUAUUGUAGGAUGAAUCCCCCUCCCUGUAAAUAUUCUUUGGCUUCAGCUAAGUGGAGAGCUGAGGUUAGUAGAAUUUGUUGUAUUUCUUCCUUAAGCUUUUAGCUUUUUAUUUGUUCUUUUUACUCCUCUACUUUUCACAUGAACUUUGUUGGAUAAAUAAUUUGUAUAUUGAAGCUAAAAAAGAAAAAAAAGAGUAUUUAUGUAAAUUUGGGCAUUUUAA